Molecule: messenger RNA, 1270 nt
Organism: Pungitius pungitius (ninespine stickleback)
Lineage: Eukaryota; Metazoa; Chordata; Actinopteri; Perciformes; Gasterosteidae
Gene: pigh
Product: phosphatidylinositol glycan anchor biosynthesis, class H
Exons: 4
Coding region: 322-864 (180 amino acids)
Biological process (GO): GPI anchor biosynthetic process
Cellular component (GO): glycosylphosphatidylinositol-N-acetylglucosaminyltransferase (GPI-GnT) complex
Source: RefSeq, a predicted model, not a curated record
GAACAACCCGGUGUAACGUUAGCUAAGGUAACGAGUGCAGCCUUGGAAAUAUGCGAUAGUUUUGACGUCCCGAUUUAUUCUUAUUUUAAAUUCAAACUGGAAGAUUUAGUUAACAUUGUAUGUGCAUGCAUCCUUUUCCCGUCCAGGAAAUCGUCACUUAAUGUCACCAUAUGCGCCUGACCUUGCCUGUUCACAAAGAGCCGAAGCUAGUUUGAUGCUAACCCGUUUUCGUGGGUGUUAGCCGGCUAAGCUAACUGACAUUAGCUGUGUCAGAACCGCCCGCCUUUUCCCUCUGCUCUCCCUGUUCUAGUCGCGUUCGUGAUGGAGGACGAAGCCUUCACCGACAUUAAUGGUAAAUCCAUAUCUCUGGACUGCCAGAGUCACUCCAGCCUCUGCAGGGAGUUCACUGUCAGCGUCCCCAAAGUGUCCAUCGGGAAGGUGUUGGUGUACACCUGCUGUGUCUGGCUUCUGGCGUACGCAGUUUUCUGCUUCACGGAGAACACCGCUGUUCUGUCCAGUGCGAUUAUGGUCACCCUGGUUGGCAUGAUGCUUCACAUCCACUUCGUGAAGGUAGACCACGAGUCCCUGAUUGUCAUCCGCUCUUUGGGCAUACAGAUGUCCUCCAGCUACGCCUCAGGCCGCGAGACCACCACCUUCAUUGAGAUGAACAAGAUCAAGGAUAUUGUCAUCAAUGAAGCUAUUUACAUGCAUCAAAUCAUCUACUACCUUUGUGUGCUGUUGAAGGACCCAUCAGAACCUGAGGCAGUGUCCAGUGUUGUGCCCUUGUUUCAGAGUUCAAAGCCAAGACUGAACUGCUUAGUGAAAGUUUACAAAAGCUGUCAGGAGAUACUUUCAAAGUGCUGAUGACUCGUAUGUUAGCAAUGUUUCUGAGCGUUCAGGAUGCUUUUAAUAUUUCUUGGUACUCUUAAUUUAAUUUUAGUGGAUGGAAGCAGGAACCCCGUAGUUUUGUCUUGAUUUUAUAUACAGUGAAUUUUUCACAACUUUCCUCAUUUUCUUACCUUUAUUAAUGUGAAUGUAAUCGGAUAAAAACUUCAAUUUUUUAAUAACUUUACAUUGUACUUUGUCAUGUAGUUACUUUGCUAACAUGGACUACUUAAACCCUAAAGAGCCAAGACUCUUAAUUGUCAUUGACCUAUUUGUGCAUUUCCAUUUUUUAAUUGACUAUUUAUGCCAAUGUCUGUAUUUUGCAAAUAUUUCCAUACUAUUUUUCUGAUUAAAGAAAUGAGUUAUUAAAGGUAUUGUUACUAAA